Megalops cyprinoides (Indo-Pacific tarpon) is the source of this 3490-nucleotide messenger RNA. It is a transcript of the gene iffo1b, whose product is annotated as intermediate filament family orphan 1b. The record is from RefSeq and is a predicted model, not a curated record. The transcript is spliced from 9 exons. NCBI's taxonomy places the organism in Eukaryota, Metazoa, Chordata, Actinopteri, Elopiformes, Megalopidae. The coding region runs from base 318 to 2252 and encodes 644 amino acids.
UCGCUACUUCGCUGCCAGAAAAGCCUCGCACGACACUGCACACGGGACUUAUCCAUUUCUCACUGCGGCUUUUACCAUUCCAGUUUCUUGGCGUUAGACAGCAAGCUAAUGUGAUUCAAAUAGACGUUGAAACAAUAAGCCUAAAAGACCUCUUAGCGCAACUUAAUUCGUUUCGGCCGCCUACGUCAUUUUUAUAUAUUUUAUUAGGCUUAGCUAGCUAUUCAGCCAGCGCGCUAGCAGUUGCUUUAAAUAACGGUAGCUAACCAGCUGGAUAUAAUUUUACGCAGUAAGGUAUUAAAUAAGUAACUUCUGUUUUCAUGCCAGAUUUGGAGCAUUUUAGAUUUUCCUGCAGUAGUAUGAAUCCUUUGCUGGGGGCGAACGUUUUUCUUCUCCAGCAGCAACAGCAGCAAAACCAAGGUCCGAGCCAGCCGGAUUCGCCAACAGGCCUUCUGCCCGAGUCGGUUUUCGGCGCCCCUGACCCGUCCUUCCUCCUGGGCGAACACCCCGCAUUGGGCCCAGAGAAUAUAACGGGACUCGACUUCUCCGCUCUCCCGCCGACCGGGCUUGCUUACCAGCAUCUCAACAACUCUUUGUAUCGCCCCCCGCCGCCGCCCCCUGCCGCAAUGGCCCUGCGAAAUGACCUGGGCUCCAACAUAAGCGUUUUAAAGACCUUGAAUUUACGCUUCCGCUGCUUUUUAGCCAAGGUUCACGAAUUGGAGCGACGAAAUAAGAUUUUGGAAAAACAGUUACAGCAGGCAUUGGAAACCAAUGGUGUGUGUGGAGAAGUGAAAAGGCCAGCCACUAAAGAAAUGGGUGUACAGACUGGGUUCGUGGGGCCUAUCCCACUCAGACCUGGGCUUGUCCCGUUCCAAAACGCAAAUAACCCGAUUCUCCGACCCAGGACUUUGUUUACGCCGUCCCUAACCACGGUUUUAACUCUUGAACCAAACAAGCUAACGACUGAGAAUUCAAAUUCGAGUGCGGCGGACUCUAAUUCUAAUCCGAAUCCAAAUAUCACCGUCGAUCCAGCGACACCAACAGAAACAUCAACCAACUCUAACUCCAAUAUAAACGCUAAAAAUGUAUCCAGUACGAGUUCCAGUACAGGACCGAACCCUCCACCUAGGUUUUUGCCUGGUACCAUCUGGUCCUACAACCACACCCGCAAGCUGGGAUCCGGCGUAGAGACUCGAGUGACCAGUCCUGGGGUGUCCUGGGUCCAUCCAGAUGGAGUUGGUGUUCAGAUUGACACCAUAACCCCAGAGAUAAGGGCUUUAUACAAUGUGUUGGCCAAAGUAAAAAGGGAAAGAGACGAAUACAAACGCAGAUGGGAAGAGGAGUACACCAUGAGAGUGGAGCUCCAGGAGAAGGUCAAUGAUCUGCAGGAGGACCUCCAGGAGAGUGAGGUGUGCCAGGAUGAGCUGGCCCUCAGGGUCCAGCAGCUGAAGGCGGAGCUUGUGCUCUUCAAAGGACUCAUGAGCAACAAUUUGUCUGAGCUGGACAGCAAGAUACAGGAGAAGGCCAUGAAGGUGGACAUGGACAUCUGCCGAAGGAUUGACAUCACGGCCAGGCUCUGUGAUGUCGCUCAGCAGAGGAACUGCGAGGACAUGAUCAAGAUAUUCCAGGUGCCCACCCCUCCCUCCACCAUCAACCGUCGGCCUCGUAAGCAGGCCUCUCAGCCCACCAAUUGCAGUGAGGUGGACGAGCCAACCAGCAUCUCGGAGAGCGAAGGGGGCGGGGCCAAAGACGAGGAUAGCUGCUGCUCCUCAGCCAACCAGAUCAACGAGGAGAUGCAGAGAAUGCUGAAUCAGUUGAGAGAGUGCGAGUUUGAGGAUGACUGUGACAGCCUGGCCUGGGAGGAGACGGAGGAAACUCUGCUGCUCUGGGAGGAUUUCCCCGGAUACACCCUGGGGGUGGACACACAGGGGGAGCAGGAAGAAUCCCUUGAGAAAGUGAUAAAGGACACAGAGUGUCUCUUCAAAUCCAGAGAGAAGGAAUACCAGGAAACCAUAGAUCAAAUUGAGCUGGAGCUUGCCACGGCUAAGUCGGACAUGAACAGGCACCUGCACGAGUACAUGGAGAUGUGCUCCAUGAAGAGGGGCCUGGAUGUGCAAAUGGAGACCUGCAGGAGGCUCAUCACCCAGAGCGGGGACAGCAAAUCUCCUUCUCCUAUAUCUGUGGGUGGUGAAGAGAGCGACGAGGUUGAUAAGGAGAGAAAGAAAGCACCUCAGCCUGCAGACUUGGGAAGAUAAUGGAUUCAUUUAUGGCUUCGCUCCGCCGGUACCCUGCAGACUCCAUACAGCUAUAGCUCUGUUUAGUUAAUUUCAUCCUUAGGGAUGUACUGUUUACAUUUUUUAGUCAUAGUUUUGUAUGUGCAUGUACCAUCCACAGGCUUUUGUAAGGGAAUGUGGCGCAGCUUUCUGUAUAAACAAGACCUUGUCAGUUGUUAUUUAUGUAUUUCUCAAGUGCUGUUACUGCCCUCUUGUGGAAAUGGUUCUUAUUACAGUUGCUUUGUUAGCAUUACAUAUCUAUGGCUAAGCCCCAUCUUUUGGUGUUUAUUUCAUCAUGUGCGAUUUCCUUUGUGGAAAAUUAAGCCAAAUAACUUCUUGAUUCAAAAUGAUCACUUUUUCAUGAUGGAAUAUGCAUCUGCAAAGUGCUGAACUACUUGAUACUUCACGUACUGUUGUACGAGGGAACCUGGCUGCAUUAAUUUAUAAUUUGAAUAGGAACGAAAUCACGUCUCCGAGAAUGCUGUAGCCACCCAGAUUACAUUGACAUUUGCAUUUGCGAGCAGAGUGAAUUUCUCCCAUGUAAGCCGCAUAGAAGCUCUCGUAAAGAAUCUUCAGCUGUGCGCUUGCCUCUCCUGCUGACAUCAGAUGCCAAGCGCCUCGGUCUGGACAUAGUCCUGCCGAUUCAUUUAGUGUUCCGCAGUCCAUUCUCCGCACAAGGUGCCUGACUGGUCAUUGUUCUGUCGGUCACGCAUGCCCCUGGGCAAGGGCGAAGACGAAUGCAUACAAAUGCAUGAAAAUUUAGCCACUGUAACUGGACUGUUGCUCAGAAGGAUUAUCCUAUCACAGGGAGGCAACACCCUGAGACUGAUCCAUUGUUAUGUAGUAUCCCAAAAGUGAAAUGGGGAAGUAAGUAUCCAUUAUUACUUAUGUCUGCCGGGCAGGUUCUGUGCACCGCUGAAGAUCUCUCAUUUGAAACAAUGACAGCGGCUGGAAUUCCAGAACACUUAAGGAAGUAACCGCAGGGUUCCGGGUGUGUGUGCCUCCAGCAACAGGACUGAAAAAUAUAACUGAAGUUAGAAAGCAACUGCACCAACUGAAGUGAUGGUGCUGACCAAAUCUCUGAAAACAGUGCGGCUUAUCUACAAUGUUACUGUUUAGGUCUUAGUACUGUGGGCUGUACUGUACUGUACAAUGGUACACUUCUGUAUUAAUGACUUCCAUGAAAACGCACAGACACAUGCAUGUCUUUUGUUUGUUGU